GUCUGGUUGGAAUUUAUGCAUUAAUUUAAUAUUUCAUCCAGCAUGUCACGAAGGGACCCAUUAAAUUCCGCCGAGCCAGUUUCGUACAGCUCGAAGACCAGCGGCAAUGAUAUCAUCGCAGCGGAUCGCACCACCACCGAGAUCAGUGGUCCAACGGACAGCCACGUCCUCUCUCAAGUAGACCAGGAUGAGAAAGGUCUGGCUCAGAAGGCUGGUGAGACCGACACCAUUACGGACGUGGGCUGGGAUCAACCCCCAGACGAACUCGAGGAGAAGCUCGUGUCUGGACUCUCAAAUGAAGAUCUUUGGAUGCUUAUUCGACGGUUCAACAAGCAAAUAUAUUAUGUGAAAGCAGUGCCGGAUCCUCCUUUACAACGACUGGACCUCAACCGGGCAGAAGAUGAGCAAUUCUCCCCUGACAAAUUGCGCGCGACCCUUGAACGAUUUUACACAACCAUUGUCGUGUCGUUAACUGCAUUCGUCAAACAUAUUGCCAGGAUACGCUCGUGGAGGGAGCAGCAAAGGACUUCAGCAUUCUGUGUUGUUUACUUCGUUGCAUGGGCCUUGGAUCUUCUUGCCCCUACCUUCUUCAGCCUUCUUAUCGUUUUGGUCGUAAGCCCUGAGUCCAGGUCAUUCUUGUUCCCACCUGCUCCUAUUGCAUUAGUGGACAAGGACACAGGUGGCGUACAAAAGCCAAAGGCCGGUGUAUUGGGGUCACAUGAUAGUGUUACCGGGGCGCCUGAGAACAUGAAGGGUGAAGCAGCCGAGCAAGAGGCUAGUAAUUUAAUCACAAGCGUUGCUAGUGUCGCUGUAGGUAGCGUGGCUGGCAAACAUGACCAGGGAACGCCUGAGGACGCUCCUAUCGAGUCAUCUGUUCCAGAUGCGAUGGAAAUUGCUACCAAUGCGGCAGACGCACAGACAGCUGCUCAUGGAGAAGCCACGGAUGAGACUCACGAUAAAACCAGGCAACCUAUGAGAGACACCGUCUACAACGCUGCUAACCGAUCAAUGCGCGUCUUGAGCGACAUCAUUGAUACGUACGAAAGGCUUGGAAAUGCCCUGUCACCGACCACACCCUUCUCAAUUGUGACGCCUUACAUCCGCCUAACAAUGGUGCUCUCCGCUGCCUUCCUGGUCUCACUCAUCACCUCCAGUUACGUCUUCGUCAAAAUGAACACGUUCGGAGUGGGAUUCGCGUUCUUCGGAGACCCGAUUAUCAGACGUGCCGUGGACUACUUGAACAAAGAAUAUCCCCGGUGGGAGAGACUUCUCGAACUACAAAACUCUCUUCUGAAGGGAAUCCCCACCAACGCACAGCUCACCCUAACCCUUCUCCGCAUCGGCGAAGCAAACGGCGCUCCCCUCCCCCCUCCUCCAUCCCACUCACUCCACCAAACCCCCCUCCACCCUGCCCCAGUCGAUGACAAGGAUAUCAACAUCGAAGCCUCCCAAGAAGAAGUCAACCAAGCCAUCGCCCCUUCACCCGAACUCAUCGAAGAACAGGAAUCACACCCAGAACCCCACAAAAAAGGCUUCGUCAACCGCAUGAUCGGUUUCUUCCGCGGCACUACAGCCACCGGCAUCGAAAGCAAGUUGGCCGUUGACCGGGCCCGCGCUGCCGCCGGUUCCAAACGCGCCAAAGGCCGAGUCGGCGUACUCCGCAGAAAGGGACAGAUCACACUACCCUCAGGCCCCAUCCAAUACGACGGCCGAUACAAAGGCAAGCGAGGAGUUGUGGUUAUCGACCAAUCCCAAAAACCACCGCUCCUUUACUUCACGACCGACCAAACUGUGCAAUUGGACCGACCGAGUCUGGAAAAUAGACCAAAAGGAACAGUGCUUUUCAAGAUGCCUGUGACUGAUAUCCGGGAGAUGAGGAAGAUCGGCGGGCUCGGGUGGAAAGGGAAAUUGGUCACGGGGUGGGCUGUGGGUGGUAAAGAGGUGGUAGAUGGAUUGGUGCUUACUGGGGCGUUGCCGGAACAGAAUUAUCAACUUACAGCUAUGAAGACUCGCAAUCAGUUGUUUAAUCGGCUGGUUGCGAUCGAUGGACAGGUCUGGAAAUAGUAAGUCGGUCUAUGGAGAUAACGGAGGUGGAGAUGGGAAUUGGGCUUUUGUCAUCAG
This is a messenger RNA of Aspergillus ibericus CBS 121593, 2121 nucleotides long. Its product is annotated as DUF3292 domain-containing protein. Bases 43 to 2064 code for a protein of 673 amino acids. Lineage: Eukaryota; Fungi; Ascomycota; Eurotiomycetes; Eurotiales; Aspergillaceae. The transcript is spliced from 6 exons. The record is from RefSeq and is a predicted model, not a curated record.